Messenger RNA from Pocillopora verrucosa, 1773 nucleotides. The record is from RefSeq and is a predicted model, not a curated record. NCBI's taxonomy places the organism in Eukaryota, Metazoa, Cnidaria, Anthozoa, Scleractinia, Pocilloporidae.
GCCUAGCCGUAUUUCACAGAUCAAAUGCGUUACAUAGACAACGUCCACACUACGAAGCAGUUAAAGAAGUAUCUUUGACGUACUCUAACUCUGAAAAUAACACUCAGCUCUAAUUUUGGGGUGAUAAUGAAAGAUUGGACUAAGGUGUUUUCAGCUGUCUUCAUCGGAGCUGUUGUUGCAAAUUUCAUCACUGUGUCAGCCAAUGAUAACUCUUCUACAGAGGAAGACGAAUCGAAGAUCGAAUGGUACCUAAAUCUAACAAUAACUUGGAUUGCCAAACCACCGUAUGUCGCUCGACCCACCAAUGGAUCUAUAGACAGCGGGGCUCAGGGACUGAUCCGAGAUACACUUUUACGAUACAUGACGUUUGAAUGUGGUAUUCUUCAUGGCAUCGAAUACCAAGUAGAAGACCGCCAAGUUAACAGUGAAUAUGAAAUGAUCGCACUUCUGAGGCAAAACAAAGUCCACGUUGCAGCUCCUAUAUUUGAGCCAAAAGGAGACAGACACUACAGCGAGUUCCCAUUUUUCAAAGUCGUUGAUUAUCCAGGAACAGACUACAUUACCACUGAAGAAGGAAACAACAAGAUCAGCUAUGUUUUGGAUGCCGUUCUGAAGUCUUGGCCACUGCUAGCUGUUACUCUGGUCCUGACAGCCAUUUCAGGAGUUGUUAUGUGGGCUUUGGACACUUACUGGAAUAGUGAAGAGUUUCCACGUUCAUUCAUCAAAGGCUCAUGGGAUGGAUUUUGGUGGUCUUUUAUUUCGAUGACCACAGUAGGGUAUGGUGACAAAUCUCCCAAAUCCCUUCCUGCACGGAUAUUCUCCAUUGUUUGGAUUCUCGUGGGCCUGAUUGUUAUGGCAAUCUUUACAGCGAACGUCACUUCAGCCCUGACGGCUCUUUCCCUGGAAACCGAAACAAGUAGCUUUGCUAAUAAGAAAGUUGCAGUUAUAGGAAAUGGGACAGAGUACCAACAUGCACUACAGGAGGAGGCUGAACCAAUAGUGCGCAACAGUAUCGAAGACGCUGUUAAAGAUGUGCAGUCCCAGAAAGUCGAUGGAUUAUUCAUAGAUAACUACGCAAACACCUUUUACCACUCAAGAGAAAAACUGAAAACGCUUCUCACCGUCAAGAAAUUGGAACUUCAAAGAGAUGUCGGGGUUCUCUUUUCAAAGGACAGAAAAUACCUGGCAGAUUGCUUAAAUUAUCAGCGUUCCACCAUUUUGAGGUCGGCUCAAACCAUCACUGCAACAUAUAAGUCCACCAAAAGUAAUCCAGCCAAACAAUUCAGUUUGUUUGACGAUUCUUCCAGCUUUGUUAAAAUACUCCUGUACAUUUUGCUUGGAGUAUUGGCGGGAAUGCUUUGUAUUGGAGUAAUAUGGGACUUACUUAUCAGGAAGAAGUCUGGCAAGCAGCAAAAUUCCAUGAUAGAGUGGCAAGCUGAAAACAAAGGAAUGGCGUUAACUGAGAGAGAAAGUAUUCUCAACGACUUUGAAGUAGCCAAAAGACUUCUUAAACAAAUGCAAGAUCACUUUACAACACUGGAAUCAAAGGUUUCAAAAAUUCGGGAUAACCAGUAAACGGUGCGUUCAGUGGGAUUUGCAAGUUAUGAACCAUGCAACACGUGUACAGGUUCAAAAAAUAUCUAGAUUGCAUAUCUAUGUAUGUACGGAUUUCACUCCAAAGGCAGAUAAUAUUUAACAUCUGUGUAAGAGGAUAAAGUUAGGACAGCAUUAUCUACCUAUCUAUUGCAACUUGAUGGAAAUUUCUGAAAUGAA